AUGGCGGUAUUAAACAAAUCUCCGGUAUCACGGCUUUUCGCUACUCCACACCUCCUCCUUGUGGUACUACUUCUGCUAUCUGUCACGCUAUGUCGUGCCCAGUUACACUUCUACGUGGCAGCAGGCUCCCGAAGAUGUUUCUACCGUGAGUUGACGGCAAACACGCUACUCAUAGGCAAGUUCAAGAUGGACAUACUUGAUCCGGCCACCAACACAUACAGACCGCCCCGAGACCGGUCUAAUACAGGAGUCUUGGUAGACGUCGAGGAAACCUUUGACUCUGAUCACCAGGUGGUACAUCUGCGAGCUCUGUUUGCAGGGAAGUUCACCUUCAGUGCCCUCGAUUCCGGUGAACAUCGGAUUUGUUUCACCCCCAAGAGCUUCUAUCACCGCCCCAAAAACUGGCUCGGUAUGGCCGCAUCAGCAUUGACGUCCUCGUAUGGCUCAACAGCGUCUCUGGAAGAUGAUGACAAAGAUCCAGACUUUGUGGACACCCGCAUAACUAUUCAUUUCGAGGUGCAUGAUGGUACCUUUCUCGAUUCACCCACAGGUGGUGCCCAUGACGUGGGCUCUCUCGUACAAGAGGUGCACCGUCUCAACGAUAAACUCCGAGACAUCCAGAGAGAACAGAGCUUUCUCCGUGAACGGGAAUGGACCUUCCGCGACCAAUCAGAACAAACAUGUGCCACCGUGGUUCGAUGGCUGUUGGUGGUGGUUGGUGGUGUAAUAGCUACAUGUCUCUAUCAAAUGAUAGCUCUACAUGUAUUCUUCAGAGCAGAAAAGAAAAAGGAGGAAGAAACGAAAAAGAUUAAGAAAGAUUAG
[Candida] anglica is the source of this 822-nucleotide messenger RNA. The record is from the annotation of a GenBank genome assembly. NCBI's taxonomy places the organism in Eukaryota, Fungi, Ascomycota, Pichiomycetes, Serinales, Debaryomycetaceae.